Molecule: messenger RNA, 793 nt
Organism: Scleropages formosus (Asian bonytongue)
Lineage: Eukaryota; Metazoa; Chordata; Actinopteri; Osteoglossiformes; Osteoglossidae
Product: E3 ubiquitin-protein ligase RBX1-like
Exons: 5
Coding region: 26-352 (108 amino acids)
Molecular function (GO): zinc ion binding
Source: RefSeq, a predicted model, not a curated record
CAGCAACGCAAACCGGCGGUCGGCAAUGGCCGCGGCGAUGGAUGUGGACUCCCCGAGCGGAGCCAACAGUGGCUCAAGCAAAAAGCGCUUUGAAGUGAAGAAGUGGAACGCCGUGGCGCUCUGGGCCUGGGACAUCGUCGUUGACAACUGUGCCAUUUGCCGGAACCACAUCAUGGACCUCUGCAUUGAGUGUCAAGCCAAUCAAGCCUCAGCCACAAGUGAGGAAUGCACCGUAGCGUGGGGAGUGUGCAAUCAUGCUUUUCAUUUCCACUGCAUCUCUCGCUGGCUGAAAACCAGGCAAGUGUGUCCACUGGACAACAGAGAAUGGGAGUUUCAGAAGUAUGGGCACUAGAUGUGGAAGACUGGACUCUGUUCUUCCCCUGGAGUUCAAUAACUUGGGAACCUUCCUGUAUCUUAUUUAUGUACACAUGGAUGGUCUUCAUUUUUAGAGCAACUGUGCUCAUAUGGGGGUGGGUACUACUGUGAUUCUGUGGUUUAUUUCAGAAAUGUAAUAUGUACUCAUUGCAAAAUAUGAGUGUUACUUCCCAUAAUUUACAAGAGAAUUUUGAAUGGAAUUAGAGAAAGUUCUUAUGCAGAGAUUUGGUGCGGGUUCUCCAAGGAAACUUUUUUUUUAUUUAUUUUUUUUUUUUUUUUUUUUUAAAAAUUGAAGCAGCAUCAGAGCAAAGUAGAAAACUGGAAUAAAUUGACAUUAUUUGCUGAUCAGUGUAGCUUUUCAGUGUUCUGUCUGAAAGAACAGCACUUUUUUUUUUUUUUUUUUUAUUUAAAAUUCUUA